Molecule: messenger RNA, 1471 nt
Organism: Aspergillus wentii DTO 134E9
Lineage: Eukaryota; Fungi; Ascomycota; Eurotiomycetes; Eurotiales; Aspergillaceae
Product: SH3 domain-containing protein
Exons: 4
Coding region: 267-1031 (254 amino acids)
Biological process (GO): protein transport to vacuole involved in ubiquitin-dependent protein catabolic process via the multivesicular body sorting pathway
Cellular component (GO): ESCRT-0 complex
Molecular function (GO): protein binding
Source: RefSeq, a predicted model, not a curated record
AAAAAACUCCUGGAUGUCUUGCUGUUCCCAGUCUCCAGAUCGCUGCUAAAGAGUCCGCUCUCUUGGCCGAAACCGACGGCUGGGCGUUAUCCACUCGUUUACGGCUGUGCCUGCCUUAAGUAACCACCAACUAAACUUCAGGCUCUCCCGUCCAUCCAUCUAUCCAACCGUCUUUCUCCUGUCUUUCCAUCUCGAGAUUCCACCCAGGUUUUUCUCUCUACUGCCAAUCUAGUCGCCCCCUUGACGCAUCCCUGGAAUUGCCCGUCAUGGCGAGCCAGAGUGCCUUCUCGUCGGCCAUGGCCAAACGGUCGCUCCGUACAAUCCGUUCGGAACUCGAGUUUCUCACAGAUUCGUCGGUCCUCACACCCCAGCAGUAUGAGGCGAUUAUCUCCCAACUGCCAGACAAUGACCAGCCUCGUCGUGCACUGCCACAGCAGCCAUCACCACCACCGCUGCGGCAACCGCAACCUGUUCAUCAGCCUCCUGUCAUAGCUGCUCAGACUCAGCCUCCUCCAGCUCCAUACUCGCCCCCGACGAAUCAGUUUGCUGGAAGUACGUUGAACGAGAAGGCUGCCCUCCAAAACCAGUACUCGAACACGCCCCCGCCACCUGCCUACCCGCAGGCUCAAGCGCAACCGGUCUUGUCCAUGGCUUCAGCUCUAUAUGCGUAUACCCCUACCGAUGCUGGUGACUUGGCUUUGCACCCCCAUGAUCGCAUCCAGGUUCUGGAGCAUAUGAAUAAUGACUGGUGGCGUGGUCGCAACGAGCGCACCAACCUCGAGGGAAUCUUCCCUCGCAGCUACGUUAGUGUGAUUGAGGAAAAGGGUGUUGCGGCUCCGCCUGCGCCUACUAACUACGGCAACAUGCCCCUGGAAGUCAGUCAGGGCAACUCCACACCCGUUGAUGCUGAUGGCAAAAAGCACGGCAAGGUUGAAGAGCAUGGCAAGAAGUUUGGAAAGAAACUGGGCAACGCAGCAAUCUUCGGUGCCGGUGCUACUGUUGGUUCCAAUAUUGUGAAUAGCAUCUUCUAAUCUCGCAAUGCGAUGGGUCGUCAUUUCUUGGUCGUGUUUUCGGAAUUAGUUGAAUUGGGCAACUGUCGGCUUUAUUCUUUUCUCACAACGGAAUGGUGUUGGUGGUUUCUUUUGUAUUGAAUCAUUCGGGCUCGUUUGGAAGAGUCCGUCGCCGGUCGAUCUUUGAUUCAUUCCUCGGGGCCGUUUCGAAUCUCCAGAGCACCCUAAGCUCAUUCAACGGGCUUCAUAUUAUCUCAUACUCGAACCGGCAUCUUUAAUUGGGCAGCAACCUCUUUCUUGAACAGAAUUAUUUAAAGAUUAAACAGCAUGCAGUUUACAAUAGAACGUGAAUUAUGCCGGAAACUUAUGACUUCCAGGUGUCUACCAACAUCUUUAAAGGCGCAAGUUCCUGUCUGCAAAGGAAUUCUCCCAUUCCUUGAUUAUAUAUCCUUAUAUAUCCC